GGAGCGAAGCAGCGAACCCGACUAUUGGCCGACGGAUAGCCAGAGACCUCGGGAGUGUAUGAAGCCGACUGUUAACUUCAGGCUCAGAUCGCCACCCAAAGUCAGCCUGUGUUAGGUAACGAUGAGUACAUCGGAGUCGUUGGAUCGAAUGGAACUGUGUGAAAGCCUCUUGACAUGGAUCCAGACAUUUGGAGUGGAGGCUCCAUGCAAGACAGUAGAAGACUUGACGAGUGGCAUUGUCAUGGCCCAAGCUCUGCAGAAAAUAGAUGUAGUGUAUUUCAAUGACGCUUGGAUUAGUAGAAUCAAGCCAGAGGUCGGGGACAACUGGAGGUUAAAGGUCAGCAAUCUAAAGAAAAUUCUGAAAGGUAUCCUAGACUAUAACCAGGAGGUCUUAGGCCAGCAUAUUAAUGACUUCACACUACCAGAUGUUAACCUCAUUGGAGAACACUCUGACGCAGCCGAGCUUGGGAGGAUGCUACAACUUAUACUGGGCUGUGCUGUCAACUGUGAACAGAAACAAGAAUACAUCCAGACCAUAAUGAUGAUGGAGGAGUCUGUGCAGCACGUUGUCAUGACAGCCAUUCAAGAGCUGAUGAGUAAAGAGACUCCAGUGACGGGAGGAAAUGACUCAUAUGUGGAUCUAGACAGACAGCUGAAAAAGACAGUGGAGGAGCUGAACGAUGCUUUGGCUACUAAGGAGGAGAUCGCCCAGAGGUGUCGUGAGCUUGACAUGCAGGUGGCAGCUCUGCAGGAGGAGAAGAGCAGUUUGCUAGCAGAAAACCAGGUCCUGAUGGAGAGACUCAACCAGUCCGACUCCAUAGAGGAUAUAAACAGCCCGGCUGGACGCAGACACCUCCAGCUGCAGACACAACUGGAGCAACUACAGGAAGAAACUUUCAGGUUGGAGGCAGCAAAAGACGACUAUCGGAUCCGCUGUGAGGAGCUUGAAAAAGAACUUUUAGAUGUGAAGUCACAGAAUGAAGAGCUUGUGUCACUGGCUGAUGAAGCCCAGUCUCUCAAGGAUGAGAUGGAUGUCCUAAGGCAUUCAUCAGACAAAGUGUCAAAGCUGGAGGGCACAGUGGAACACUACAAGAAGAAACUUGAGGAUAUGGGGCUUCUCAGGAGACAGAAUAAACUUAUGGAGGAGAAGAACACUGUGUUAAUGCAGACCAAUGUCAGUUUGGAGGAAGAUCUACGAAAGGCAAAUGCUGCCAAGAGCCAGCUGGAGACAUACAAGAGACAGGUGGUUGAACUUCAGAACAGAUUGUCGGAAGAGUCUAAAAAAGCAGACAAAAUGGAGUUUGAAUAUAAACGUGUCAAAGAGAAAGUGGACUCCCUACAAAAAGAAAAAGAUCGUAUGCGGACAGAGAGAGACUCACUGAAGGAGACUAUUGAGGAGCUACAUUGUGUCCAGGCUCAGGAGGGACAGCUUACAUCAAGUCUAUUCCCAUUGGUCAGCAAUGAUGGCUCUGAUUCGCUGGCUGCUGAGAUCACCACCCCAGAGAUCCGGGAACAUUUGAUUCGUCUUCAGCAUGAGAACAAGAUGCUAAAGCUGGCCCAGGAGGGAUCAGACAAUGAGAAGAUCGCACUGUUGCAGAGCCUGCUGGAGGACGCCAACAGAAGAAAAAAUGAACUGGAAACAGAGAACAGGUUAAUCAAUCAGCGCUUGAUGGAGGAACAGAGUCAGGUAGAGGAGCUACAGAAGACUCUUCAAGAACAGGGUUCCAAAGCAGAUGAUUCUUCUAUUCUGAAGAAGAAAUAUGAGGAGCACAUGGAGAAAGUACGCGAGUUGAACAACGAGUUACUGAAGAAAAACGCCUUCAUCGACGAAAUGGAGCCUAAGUACAGCGCCAGCUCCCAACGAGUGGAGGAGCUGGAAGAGGCCUUGAAAAAGAAAGAUGAAGACAUGAAACAGAUGGAGGAGAGAUAUAAGAAAUACCUGGAAAAAGCCAAGAGUGUGAUCAGGACCCUGGACCCCAAGCAGAACCAGGGUUCAGGUCCCGAGGUCCAGGCCCUUAAGAACCAGCUGCAGGAGAAGGAGAGGAUGUUGCACUCACUGGAGAAAGAGAUGGACAAGACAAAGACCCAGAGAGAUUACGAGGAGAAACUGAUUGUGUCAGCCUGGUACAAUAUGGGUAUGUCUCUGCAGAAGAGGGCGGCCGAAGACCGACUUGCCAACACCGGCUCUGGUCAGUCCUUCCUGGCCCGGCAGAGACAAGCCACCAGCACACGCCGCUCCUAUCCAGGCCACGUCCAACCAGCUACCGCAAGGUAGAUGGCAACAGGGCAGAAAAAUACUGCGACAAACUACCUUACAAAUCCCCUGAACUUAACAUGCAGUAGAUGUGCCUUUUUUGAGGCACUCUUAUUUCCAUUCAUUUCUAAUGGAAGUUCUUGUUUUCCUGCAUUCUGCCUAUUGAUUAUCUUUUUUUUCCCUUCUUGAUCAGAUCCAUGAGGUAGAGAUGCCAGGCAAGGCUGUCCAAAUCUUGCACCACUUUUUUCCCUGACUAAGCAUAUUUUACCCUGACUCCUGUGAUGCCAGGCUUCUACCUUUUUCAGCCCCUCAGCAUAUUUAAUAGGGUCUGACUAAUCACUCCAAAACACCCUCUCUUCCCCCUCCUUUCAACCACUGACUUUCCUCAACCUGUACUCUAUGGCAAACCUUUGCCAGGCAGGUAAUCUGGACCCCAAAGCUGAGAAGGCUCGCAUCUUCUUGACAAGUUACUGUCAUUUUUGUUUAGAGGAACCGCUCUACCUGUUCAUGCAGUAUUUAUGCACAUCUCUACCUGUGAUAACAUUUGAGGUUCAUCUUGUUAUUUUUGCCUGGAGUUGGCAGAUUUUCUGUCCUGAGUUACCCGUUUUAACUCUCAUGAUGUAGCUUUAAGAAGGUUAACUGCAAUUUUCAGUUACGUGUGUCAAUGUUUCACUUGUUAUAUUGAAAUGAUAAUUUCAGAAAGUUGCUCCUUUGCCAUGUCAUUGUGUUAAAGAGCUACAAAUACAUUGAGGCAUAGGAAGAUGUAUAGUCAUCACGUGUAAAUGUUCCAUUUGCUUGCUAAAUGGUCUGAGUGAUUUCUAAUGGGACUACAAGGUAAAAAAAAAAAAAAAAAACAGGUUUCUGUUGGCUGGUAACAGUGCAGCAAUAAUUGUGAAGGGUAAUUUUUCUCCCAAGGGAAAAACAAAGAAAAGUUUCAGUUGUUUCAGGGUGUGCAGUCCACAGCUGGGUAGAUUCACUGUAUACUGGUUUUCAUCAUGUUUCUUAAGGAGCCGUUGUCGAACAAAGUGAGAAAUGCAUCAGUGCACAUGGUUUUAGCUUUACCAGCAUUUACCAGGUUGUCUCAGACAACACCUUAUGUGCCAUAGUGAUAAAUUUAAUGUUUGUACCACAGUAUUUGGUUAAUAUUAUCCUUGAAACACCAUGCAGGCUUCCUCCCUUUAGAUCCUGGGACUGUCUGGUUGAAACAAGAUUUAGUUUGUAGAUCACCCUCAAUGCCAAGAAGUCAACGAAGAGAAGGCGAUUAUUCAGUACAGCACAUUCAAGCAAACUUACUCUCCAUAUCAUUUUAGAAUCAUUUGAUUGUUAUUAUAGUAGAAAAGGUUUUUCGGUGUUUGUUAAAUGGUGUUUGGAUAAGCACUACACAGUACUGCCCAUGCCACUUUAAAUAGGAAUCUUGAAUAUGUAUGCUCGUUGCAGCUGUUCCCAUUCUUUUUUCAGCCUGUCUUUUCUUUGUUUGUCAUUGUUUUUAAGGCACAUCAUGAAUGAUCUCUCGUUGACAUGAUGGACCUGUAGAAGCAUUGAAAUUAACCCUGUUAAUUUGUUUGUGUAUCUGUUUAGAUAAGGGCCAGAACUUCAGGCUAACAGGCUCCAUCAUCUGACUGUUAUCUCUCUUCUCUCCUCCUUCAACAGCAAUGUCACUGCAUGACUGGCACACCAAUGAACUGGCCAAGCCUGGUGUGGCUGGGCUAGGCUGAGGCACUCGAUGCAUGAACUACCUGCCUGCCUACUGUUUGCAUGACUUUGCAUUGACUCCAAGCCUGCAAAUAACUGGCAGCAUGAGCACUAACAACCCUCUGCAGUGUCAUGCGUUGUAACCUCCAGACAAGCCUGAGGAGGGAAGUGUUCAGAGAAAGAAAACUCCUCACCCUGAUUCCCCCAAUUAAACUCCUUUCCGCCUUUCCAACUCCUUACCCCUCUUGUUCUGCUUUUUUCUGUUAUCCCCACCAUCUCCGCUCCUCUGCCCCCUCUACUUACUCUUCGUGGACAUGCCUGCUUGUGCUUCCCCACUGCAUUUAGUCAUUUACUCUUCAACGGAUAAUAUGUUACAAACACCUAGGACAAGGGCAGAAUAUUGCAGUAUAGUCUGUUGAUCAGCCAGUUGGUUCAAUAGGCCUUUUCUUUAGUGCUUGUAUGUAACUUGAUGUUGGCUAGCUGCUUCAGGAUACCUCAGUGACAUAUUUCCACAUAUCUGUUUUUAUUGACAUAGUUGGAGGACAGUUGGCAUCACUAGGAGGGAGAUGUUUGAGAGGUGUAGCCUGCACAUUAGUCUGCAUAACAAAAAAGAAGCCAGCUCCCCUUUUAACUUCUCAGUGUGUUUAUCUCCUGCGAUGGUUCUGCCCGGCCUCUCCUCAACAUGUUGCUAGAUGGCAUCUUAGAAGUGCUUUUACCUCAAGUAUUAGUGAGUGCAGCAAGUUGAGACUAAAGGAGGGCUUAUGGGGCAUUACCAGGUUGCCCUGUAUGCUUUUGGACAGUUUGCAGUAGGAGCAUAGGAUGGCAAAAUAAACGUUUUAAAUGAAUAACAUUGUUACAGAUAUGCUUUUAUACAGGAUAAAAGCCCCCAUUAAGCCUACAUGCAAUUUUUCUUCAGCUGUCAUUUAAUGUCAGUGUAGCAUCUAUUUCUUGAUAAAAUGCAUAUUUAAUAGAUAUGAUACUAUAUAGUGUUUCUGAUGAUGGCUAUGCCGUCUUGUGUUAUUUGUCUAGCAGCAAAUAAGUGCAUUUUGUCACAUGUUUGAUACACUUUACCUUAAAAAUUAAUGCUAAUUUGGUAGAAACGUCAGAAUAUUAAAAGAUAAGGUUAUGAAACUGCACAUUAGCUCAUGUAGGCUAAUGUAUAGUACAUUCAUCUGAAAGGGCUAAUCAGUUCAAAGAUGUGGAAAGGGAAAACAAUUACAACAAUUUAAAAAUGAAAGUUUUGGCAUUGUUAAUGGAACAAACUGACUGCUUAAACAUGCAGCGUUAACCACAAAGCAAGAUGUGAGUUACAUUGAACAGUAGUUAUAGUAUCAGUUAUAGCAAAACUUUAUUUAGUAUUGCUGUAAUACAUACUGUACAUUUUGUGUAGCUUUUUUUUUAAAUUAACUGUCUUAUUUAAAUUAUAUUUCUAGAGCUGAUCCUUGUUGACAAAAAGAGUGAGAAAGACUCAAAAUAAACACCUGGACCUGUGGAUACAUGCAUAUUAUAGACAUAAAUGCAUACCUUUAUUUAAAUGGGAGAGAUGGUUGAAUGCUCCAUUUUAGUGCCUUUGUUUAAAAUAUGAUACAAAAAAAGACUUUCUGGCUUUCUUAGGACUAAAGGCACUUUGCCUUUAAAGACCAGGUUUAUUGUGUUAUUUGAAAAAAGAAAAAAACUGUCUGAGAUGGGCUUAAAUCUCACACGAUAAAUUUCUUGACUUGUAUUGUUUAGAUUUAGUAGGCUUAAUGAGGGUUUUUUCUUCUCUGUUCUUAACCUGUUUUACUCAAUUUGUAUAAUGUGUAACCCUGGUUUAAUUCAUGCCGUGCAUUUUUAUCUCAAUGGCUUAUUUAUUCUUUUGCUGCUUGUACAGCGGUGUUGUUACUUUUUUUUUUUAAUAUUAGUAGUAUUAUUAUAUCACCACUUAUACUGUUACAAUGGAUGUGAAGUUUCCAUACAGCAUCAAAAUACUGUUUAAUACUUGUCUUAUGCAACAAAAGGAGGAGAAGGCUUGUAAUAGUGUAGUGUUUGUCUCCAUCUAAUGAAAGUGACAUAUAGGUUAUUAUAUUAACUGUGUCAGAUCAGAUCAGAGUAAACUGGAGAAAACAGUGCACAGUCAUAUUGUAUUUACCUCCAGUCUUUUCAGGAAGAGAAGUUUCUCAGAAAAUUACUUUGCUAAGAAACUUAUCAUGUUUGAAAAUGAAUGUUUUCUCAUCAACAAAAAAAGCACAUUCAACAUUUUUAUUCACUUAAUUGCUAGUGAAUAUACUGUGACCCUGUAAAUGAUCAUUUUCUCCAGUGACAGCAACAAAGACUGGGGCCUUGUUUGUGGGAAGAAGGGUUCAUUAGCUGUUGUGGAUUUGUAUGUAACUGCAUUAAAAUCAUGUUAGCACAGAUGUUUGGUAAAGUAUUUUUAAUUAAACAAGGGCAAAUCAGAUUCCAUAUCUGGGCAUCAAAUACAUUUGUGUUCCAGAAGUGAGUAAUGAAAUAACAUUUCCAGUACAAAUUCACUUGCAAAGGAAAGAGGUGACAUCUUUUGUCUAAUUCUCUACUUUUUUCUAUGUGUUUUGUAAACCACUUGCCAUUAACAUCUACAGUUUGAGCUGUAAGUUACACAGAAUUCUUUUAACCGUCCAUCCCCACAAGUCGUUGAUUUGGUGAGAAAUCUGUAUAUAAUGGAGCACAUCCACUGUAUGGUUGACCUGUUUUAAGUUAUAUCAGGGAUGUUGGGGAAACAUUUUUUGUUGCUUAAUAUGUCCCUGAGGAGAAAUCAUAUUGUGUUAUCCACCCUCAAGUCAGCCACUGUAUUUUGUUGCUAUUAUGUGUCUGUGUUUAUUCUAAAUAUUAACUUGAUGCAAAUAAUGAGAUAGUGGGGGAAAGAUUAUCACAAGGGAGUUGCAGCAAUAUAACCAGAGAAACUAAUGUAAAAAGCCAGCUAGUUUGGGCCAUUUUCAGACCUUAUUAAUGCCAAUUUCUUCUCAAUAGAGAAGGAAAGGAUGACACCUUGAUGUACUGUUCAACCUAUAACUCAAAAUCCUUCCCUGUUAUUCACAUUUGAGAACAAAAUACUAAAUGAGGAUUGCAGUUUCUAAAAGUCAGUCAUAAUGUGGUGUGUUACUUACCUAAGCUAAAAUGACUACCCAGUAUUUCCUAGUGUUACUUGACUGCUGACUGCACUGUGGGCCAGUCAGAAGUGUAUUAUAGAGAUGAAACAAACAACUUGAGGCUGUUCAAAGGUCAGAAUCUUAUGACAAUGUGUGCAGUGUUUGCUGUAUUUUUUUACUCAUUGGAAAACUUUUCUUUACAUAUUGAAGUAGCAAAUAACCUUCCAUUUGCCAAGUUUUAUAUUGCUCUUAUACAAACACACUAUGUACAUACUCAAUGUGACAGUGGAAGUAGAGGAAGUGUCUGGCCAUUUGAGAAUGAGGAAAAUAAACUCAUGUCUAGGUAGAUGGAUUUCAUAUAGCAUCUGUCCGAUGAGGACCUAUUGAUGUGCUUCCUAUACUGCAAAACUUGGAAAUGACAUUGUAAAUAAAGCUUGUAUAAAACAG
Messenger RNA from Lates calcarifer (barramundi perch), 7494 nucleotides. It is a transcript of the gene hook3, whose product is annotated as hook microtubule-tethering protein 3. Lineage: Eukaryota; Metazoa; Chordata; Actinopteri; Centropomidae. The record is from RefSeq and is a predicted model, not a curated record. Gene Ontology annotation, molecular function: dynein light intermediate chain binding; microtubule binding. Gene Ontology annotation, cellular component: cytoplasm; centrosome. The transcript has 23 exons. Bases 122 to 2275 code for a protein of 717 amino acids. Gene Ontology annotation, biological process: cytoskeleton-dependent intracellular transport; cytoplasmic microtubule organization.